AUGGGGCUCCGAGUCACGUGCUUCCACUGGUCGAGGGACCUGUCGAGCUCGGCCCAACACGGCCCCGGGGGUGCCUCCUUCACCCCUGGGGCACUGGCCUCGCCACCCAGUGCCGGUGGCCUCGCCCACCACCGGACGUGUUUGCGCGGCUCACCCCUUGGGUAUCCCUCGGCCAGACGGAUCCAUCUGGACGCCCAGCCGGACGCACAGGCCGUCAUCCGCUGGAGCGCACAGCACCCAGUGCCGCUGCCAGCCUGA
Coccomyxa subellipsoidea C-169 is the source of this 258-nucleotide messenger RNA. RefSeq lists its product as hypothetical. The transcript is spliced from 2 exons. The record is from RefSeq and is a predicted model, not a curated record. NCBI's taxonomy places the organism in Eukaryota, Viridiplantae, Chlorophyta, Trebouxiophyceae, Coccomyxaceae. The coding region runs from base 1 to 258 and encodes 85 amino acids.